Molecule: messenger RNA, 2958 nt
Organism: Melampsora larici-populina 98AG31
Lineage: Eukaryota; Fungi; Basidiomycota; Pucciniomycetes; Pucciniales; Melampsoraceae
Exons: 3
Coding region: 1-2958 (985 amino acids)
Biological process (GO): monoatomic cation transport; copper ion homeostasis
Cellular component (GO): membrane
Molecular function (GO): ATP binding; copper ion binding; ATP hydrolysis activity
Source: RefSeq, a predicted model, not a curated record
AUGAUCCUUUUUACUCUGAAUUUGAUAGGAAUGACCUGCGGCGCAUGCGUCUCAGCAAUCGAAUCUAAUCUAUCAAACAAACCUGGCAUUCAUUCAAUCUCAGUAGCUCUCUUGGCCGAAAAAGCAAUCAUCAAUUAUGAUUCCACUCUCUGGUCUUCUCAAUCACUCAUUGAAGCAAUAGAUGAUACAGGCUUUGAUGCUGAAUUGAUUCAAGAUGUUCCCACCGUUACCCCUAAUUCUCAAUCUACAAAUCUUCCUCAUACUUUACAACUCAAGGUGUUGGGAAUGACUUGUGCUUCUUGUUCUUCAACUAUCGAACGACAAAUCGGUUCAUUGGAUGGGAUUCAGCAAGUUUCUGUGGCUCUUUUGGCUCAAAGUGCUGCUAUCCAAUAUCUUCCUUCAACCUUAACCAUCACCUACAUCCGCUCCCUUCUCCCACUUCGGACAGUAGUUGACCACAUCUCCAGCGAAGGUUAUGACCCAAUCGUAGGCUCAUCAGACAUGGCAUCAAAUUCCAUUCAACUUCAAUCUUUAUCCCGGACCAAAGAAGUCAAAGAAUGGAGGACUGCAUAUCGUUCAGCUGCCAUCUUCGCUGUCCCUGUCUUUUUACUUCAAAUGGUUUUCCCAAUGCUUUCACCCUCAAAUCCGAUCCGCGCCCUUCUCAUCGAACCCAAAGUAUUCCUACAUGGUUGGUAUCUAGGAGAUUGGCUUUGUUUCUUCUUGACUCUACCAGUUCAAUUCGGUAUUGGCAAGAGGUUUUACAAAUCGGCUUUCAAAUCACUUAAACAUCGAUCAGCUACGAUGGAUGUUCUAGUUGUCAUUGGCACUACAGCAUCCUUCUUAUUCUCAACCGUUGCUCUCUUAUCAUCACCUCUCUUAAUUAAACUGAAAUCUGUUCAAGCCACUUACCAUCCUACCACUUUCUUCGAUACUUGUACUAUGCUCAUCACAUUUGUUACGUUUGGACGAUACCUUGAAAACUUAGCCAAAGGACAAACUUCUACUGCUUUAUCUAAACUUAUCUCUCUCAGUCCGACUUCUGCUACCCUUUACACCGAUUCAUCUUGCACUAUUGAACGAAAAUUACCUACGGAACUUAUCGAAGUAGGCGAUACACUCAAAAUUAUACCAGGUGAUAAGAUUCCAGCUGAUGGUACCGUGGUUCGGGGUGAAAGCUCUGUUGAUGAGAGUAUGAUCACUGGAGAAGUGGUACCAGUGACGAAAUGUACCGGUGAUAAUGUCAUUGGAGGAACUGUUAAUGGGACAGGAACCUUUGACAUGUUGGUCACUAGAGCUGGGUCUGAUACCGCCUUAUCUCAAAUUGUCAAAUUAGUAGAAGAAGCACAAACCUCGAAAGCUCCGAUUCAAGCCUUUGCGGAUACUGUUGCUGGAUACUUUGUACCCACUGUUUUGAUUCUUGGUGUAUUGACUUUUAUUGGAUGGAUGAUUAUUUCAAACACCAGGUUGAUUGAAUAUAUACCACCAUUGAAACAUUUAUUCAUCAUGAACUCAAAUGGGAACGGUAGUAGUGGAGGUAAAUUCAUGACAUGCUUAAAGUUAUGCAUCUCAGUUAUUGUAGUAGCGUGCCCUUGUGCUCUUGGACUUUCGACUCCGACGGCUGUGAUGGUUGGAACAGGAGUAGGAGCUGAAAAUGGAAUUUUGAUUAAAGGUGCCGGGCCAUUAGAAGCGGCCAAUCGGAUCGACUCUAUCAUACUCGAUAAGACUGGAACCAUUACUGUUGGUAAAUUAGAAGUAGUCGGAAUUGCAUGGAACACACAUCAGCAAAUUGACGAUAAGAGGAAAAAGAUGAUCAUCAAGGCUAUUACCGCUGCCGAGUCAAAAAGUGAACAUCCUUUGGCGAACGCUGUGACUAGGUUUGGAAUGAAACAUUUAGGAUGGAUCGAUCGAGUUUCAUCAAAGGUUCAAGUUGGUUCGUUUGAAAGCGUGACAGGUAAAGGUGUGAGAUGUAAGGUAACGAUUGAUUUAUCAGAAACAGAUAAGAAGGAUGAUAAGGUGGAAACCUUGGACCUUUUAAUUGGUAGUCUUGGAUUCAUGAAUGAAGAAUUAGAUGAUAAAUCAAAAGGAACACAAUCGAUUAGAUUAGAUGAAGCAUCAGAAAAAUUUAUGAUUGAUGAAGAAUCAGAAGGACAUACUUGUAUACAUGUCACUGUCGAUAGAUCAUCGAUUUGUAUUUUAUCAUUAGCAGAUACCAUCAAACCUGAAGCAGCACAAGCCAUAGAAGCCUUUAGGUUUAUGGGAAUGUCAGUGACGAUUGUAACAGGAGAUCAAAGCAGAACAGCCAAUGCGAUAGCCAAAUCGAUUGGAAUCUCACCUUCUGAAGUUUAUUCAAACGUAUCACCUAAUGGAAAAAAAUCGAUUGUUGAAAGAUUACAGAAAUCAGGAAAGAAAGUAGCUAUGGUAGGAGAUGGAAUUAAUGAUUCACCUGCUCUUGCUAUUUCGGAUUUAGGAAUCGCUUUGAGUUCAGGUACUGAUAUUGCUAUGGAAGCGGCUCAAAUAAUCUUAAUGAAAUCUAAUUUAUUAGAUGUAGUGGCUGCAAUUGAUCUUUCUAGAAGAGUGUUUAGACAAAUCCGUCUCAAUUUCUUAUGGGCAAGUGUUUAUAAUCUGAUUGGAAUUCCAUUAGCUAUGGGAUUCUUUUUACCAUGGGGAAUUCAUUUACAUCCGAUGAUGGCAGGUGCAGCCAUGGCUUGUUCAUCCGUUUCAGUCGUUUGUUCUUCUUUAACUCUUAGAUGGUGGAAACGACCGAUUUAUUCCAUUAAGUUUGAUGAUCAAGAAUCGAGUGAAAAGAAGCGUUGGAGUUGGAAUUGGUUAAAGAGUUUGAGAAUUGGUGGGGAUUCUAAACGGAUUGGAAAACGUAUGGGUCAGGGUCAGGAAGAUGGGUAUUUACCGGUUAGGUUGGAUGAUUUGGAACUUGAGGAAUUACAGAUGAUGGAAAUUUGA